AUGGGACUGGAUUCCCCAUCAGUCACUCUUAUCAUGGAAUGUGUGACUUCCGCUCAUUUCGCAAUCCAUUGGAAUGGCCGGCCCUCUUCAGAAAUCUACCCUUCACGGGGUCUCCGCCAAGGGGAUCCGAUUUCCCCUUACUUGUUUGUUAUCAUUAUGGAGCGCCUCACUCGAACCAUCAAUCGGGAGGUCAGUGCGGGAAAUUGGACUCCCGUUAGGCUGACUUGUGGAGCGAGACUUGCGAUUAACUUGAGUAAGUCCCAAAUUGUUUUCUCAGAGGCGACCUCUGAUGCGAAUCGUAAUCGUAUAUGUCACUGUCUCUCCAUUCCAACGACGAAAGCCUUUGAUAAAUAUUUGGGUUUCCCCAUUAUUGCGGGACGGCGCAAGGUAUCCCAUUUUGAAUUCAUCCUUGAGCGUAUCUCUGGGCGACUACCCCCGUGGCACGCUAAAUUUCUGAACAAGGCGGCCCGAACUACAUUAGCGCGCUUGGUUCUAUCAACGCUAUGCUUGGGAAAAAAAGUUAGCGAAUACAUUGAAGGCGUUUCAUCACUCUGGGUUGAGGUUUUGUCUGACCGCUUUGGCAAGGGGUACGAUGGGAUUAAAAAGUCCAAGAUCCAGUCUUCUUCUGUCUGGACAACAAUGAGGCGGUGCUUUUCUAUCAUUGAGACUGGGUUCACGUACAAGAUAGCACAUAUUUCGGAGGCACUGAAGGAUGCCCGUAAUAUUUAUCUUCACCCAUCAGUGCCAGACAAGUGGUGUUGGUCUGUUGGUAGUAAAGGGAAAUAUUCAGUGGCGUCUUGUUAUGAGUGGCUGCUGAAUCAGAGUUAUAACACGAUGAUGUCGUGGAAAAAGAUUUGGAGGCAUGAUGUUCCAGAAAAAAUAAAUUUUUUCUGUUGGCUUAUUGUGCAUUGUUCGCUUCCUACGACGGAUCUUCGCCAUCGACGGCAUCUCGAAACAACGGGUGCUUGCACAAUUUGCGGAGAUGGAACGGAGACCUGGGUGCACAUGUUCUUUGAGUGCCCGUGGACUACGCAGGUUUGGGCCAGGGUGUUCGGAAAUCCUCCCAAGUCUCCCUUUGUUGUUGUAAAGGAAAUUCUGUCUUCUUUCCAAUGGUGGAAGGAUACACGGUUGCGGGCAGAUAGGCUUGUGGAUGGGGUAUGCCAUGACACUUUGCCGAAAACAGUAACAUGGAACCCCUUUCAGUGUACGGGUAUGAUCUUGCAUACAGACGGUUCGUCCAUGGGUAAUCCGGGACCUUCCGGAUUUGGGGCUCUUUUGCGCACUCAUGAGGGGGUGUGGAUUGAGGGUAUUUCAGGUAACAUUGGGAUUGCAGAUAAUACUUUGGCCGAGGUAGUUGCUAUUUUCGAAGGGUUAUCUUUAGCAGUUGCUCGGGGGUGUACAACUCUUACCUGUUACUCGGACUCGCAAGAGGCUCUCAGGUUGAUUAACACGACAUCAGUUACUACUCAUGUUAUGGGAGGGCUCAUCAUGAACAUCAAGGAUAAGAUUAGUUCGAUCCAGCAUAUUCGGUUUUUUCACCUUUGGAGGGAGGAAAAUUCUGUUGCAGAUUGCUUGGCAAGGAGGGGAUCCAAGGAGGAAGCUUUCUUGACUACUUGGGCGUUUCCCACGGACGAUUUACUGACUCUAUUGGCUAAGGACGCAGCUAUGUUUCCUUACCCGCGCUUAUAA
Molecule: messenger RNA, 1689 nt
Organism: Striga hermonthica
Lineage: Eukaryota; Viridiplantae; Streptophyta; Magnoliopsida; Lamiales; Orobanchaceae
Source: the annotation of a GenBank genome assembly